Messenger RNA from Musa acuminata AAA Group (dessert banana), 813 nucleotides. RefSeq names its product protein GL2-INTERACTING REPRESSOR 1. The record is from RefSeq and is a predicted model, not a curated record. Bases 286 to 654 code for a protein of 122 amino acids. The transcript has a single exon. NCBI's taxonomy places the organism in Eukaryota, Viridiplantae, Streptophyta, Magnoliopsida, Zingiberales, Musaceae.
GAGAGAGAGAGGGUUUCUUGUUAUGAUUGCGUGACUCGAAGGGAAGUCUUCUUUUUUCCGUUCCUUUUCGUGAGAAAAAUGCAUGAGUCAACUCUGCACGUUGUUGUUGCAUGAAGAAGGAAGGAAGGAAGGAAGGAAGGAUGGAGGUAGAAGAAAUGGAGUACCUGUAGCUUUGUAUUUAAUAGAAGCCAUUGACGCCUUCCAUUUCCCUCUAUAUUAAGGCUGGCGUUCUUCUUGGAUGUGGAGCAUUUCCGCUUGGUUGUGGAUUCAGAGGGAGGAGGAAGGAUGAGCUGCAGCCGGAGAAGCGAGAAGGUGGACCUGAAGCUGAACCUCUCGCUGCUGCCGACCGCCAGCGGCCGCGACGAGGCCUCUCCUCAGGGGUACGCUUCGUCCUCAUCGUUGUCGUCCCCGAGCUCGUGCUUGUCCUCGGAGGCUGAGCUGGGGCUGAGGUCCCCGGUCAGCCCCACGGCGGCGCCGUCCAUGGUGCUCGCCGGCUGCCCGCGCUGCCUCAUGUACGUCAUGCUCUCGGCCGCCGACCUCAGGUGCCCCAAGUGCAGCAGCACCGUCCUCCUCGACUUCUACGGCGGCGGCGCCGCGGCCACCACCACUACCACCACCACUGCCACCAAGAACAAGAAGGGCAGGAUGAGCUAAGAUUGUUAGCAUGUCUCUUCAAUGUAAAUGGGACCUUUGUGUUUGCUUCUGCAGGAGUCAGAAAGGUUUUCCACAAUAGCAACUCUCUUAUCUGUGUUUGGUCUUAAUACUGUGAUGCAGGAUUCAUGAAACGAGCACUGCUCUUCAUAUUCGUGCUCA